Messenger RNA from Penaeus indicus, 1192 nucleotides. RefSeq lists its product as uncharacterized. Bases 127 to 1092 code for a protein of 321 amino acids. Lineage: Eukaryota; Metazoa; Arthropoda; Malacostraca; Decapoda; Penaeidae. The transcript has 4 exons. The record is from RefSeq and is a predicted model, not a curated record.
CUGGUAAGGAUGCAAGCAAGAGAACGGUGAAAGUUCGAAGGUGCAUAAAAUUGCAGACAUAUAAAGCUACGAAGAGACCCGCCGUACUCCUGCAAAUCAGCGGGUGCUUUCAGGGACUAAGGAACCAUGGCUUCUCGCGCCCCCAGGAUGCUGGCGGUCCUCCUGGUGCUCCUCGCGGGGACGGCCUCCGGCAUCAAGUUCAAAGGCUUCGGCGGCGGCGGCAAGAAGGGCGGCGGCGGCUACGGCGGCGGCAGGACCGUCUACCUGAUUCCCGUCCAGAUCCCGCUCUACCAGCCCUACAGCGGCCACGGCGUCGGAGGCAGUUACGGCGGAGGCGGAUUCGGAGGCGGCCACGGAGGCGGUUUUGGCGGUGGAGGAUUCGGAGGCGGUGGGUAUGGAGGAGGCGGAUUUGGCGGUGGGCACGGAGGCGGAUUUGGCGGUGGGCACGGAGGCGGAUUUGGCGGUGGGCACGGAGGCGGAUUUGGCGGAGGAGGAUUCGGAGGAGGUGGCUUAGGAGGAGGAGGAUAUGGAGGAGGGGGAUUCGGCGGCGGCCAUGGAGGAGGAAUCGGAGGAGGUGGAUUCGGAGGCGGCCAUGGAGGAGGAGGAGGAGGAUAUGGAGGAGGUGGCCAUGGAGGUGGCCACGGAGGACUAAUCGGAGGAGGUGGCCAUGGAGGACUAAUCGGAGGAGGUGGCCAUGGAGGAGGAGGAUAUGGAGGAGGUGGCCACGGAGGAGUGAUCGGAGGAGGUGGCCAUGGGGGUGGCCACGGAGACAGCGGUAUAUUUAUCGAUGGAGGCGGAAUCGGAGGCGGCCAUGGAGGAGGCUAUGGAGGAGGUGGCCACGGAGGCGCUGGUGGAUUCGUGGAUGGAGGCGGCCACGGAGGAGGAUUCGGAGGCGGCCACGGAGGAGGCGGCUUCAUCGACGACCACGGGGCUGGCGCUGGAGGCGGAUACGGAGGCGGAAUCGGAGGCGGCCACGGAGGAGGAUUCGGGGGCGGCGGGCACGGCGGCGGCUUCGCGACCGGAUUCUCGAAUGGCGGAGGUGGAGUAGUGACUUCAUCGCACGGAGGCGGCGGUGGAGGAUAUCACAAGUAGAGGAUCCCGGAGACUCCUCACAUAUUUCUUCGUCCUCUCUUUCUUUCUUCUUUUUUUGUAUUCCUUUUUUUCAAAAUUUUUAAAUAAAAAGUUAGUACCA